Messenger RNA from Moneuplotes crassus, 1366 nucleotides. NCBI's taxonomy places the organism in Eukaryota, Ciliophora, Spirotrichea, Euplotida, Euplotidae. The record is from the annotation of a GenBank genome assembly.
UAUGGAAGAGCUCAAAAAGACCAGCGAAAUAAUCGUCAAUAACAAGGAUAAUUUAGGUCUCAAGGAGAUUUUCAUGUUAGUCAAUCCUCUCAGUGGUAGCAGGGAGGGCGAAGCAUAUACCAUCUUACCUGAAGAUAGUUAUGAGUACGAAAUGGAUGAUGGGACUCAGAUUAGAUUAAGUAUUACCAAUCUUCUCGAGAAAGAUUCAGUAGAAUCCACUAUCAAGCAAAUCUCAGCCACUGUCAAAACCAGAUUUGAUAAAAACCCAGAAGACAUCAACUCUGUGGUAAUUCUCCUCUGAGGAGGAGAUGGCACAUUCAUGAACAUGGCUCAAGAGCUGAAGAAUAAUGGGAUCGAUAUCAACCACCUUAGAUUUGUAGUAUUCCCAUUUGGCACAGCGAAUGAUAUUGCUAGAUCUUUUGGGUGGGGUUCCACCCCAUCCAAUAAGAUGCUUGAAAAUAUCGAAGCUGUCUGCUAUGAGAUAUUCAAAGCCAAGGAAGAAAACUUCGAUAUAUGGGAAAUCGAAGUCCUCACCAACCCAGAUAAAGGGGAUAUCCAAAAAGCUGACGGGGAAAAUCUUGCCAGCAUCAAAGAGACAUCAAUGAAGAAGUACAUGUGACAUUCCUUCUCCUUUGGCUCAGAUGCCAGGACUGGCCUGGCAUUCGAGAGAAGAAGGACAAGAAACAGGUUCUGCAACAGAUUUAUGUAUGCUUUUGAAGGUUUUAAGAAUUUCAUCAGAUUUUGGGGUGAACCUACUCUCAAAAUUAAAGAAAUACUAAAAAGCUUCAAUAGAAUUCCUGAAGUCAGUGAUGACAAGUCAAUGGUCAUCGACAAUGAAGAAGAAGAGAAGGAAGGAGAGAAUUUGAUACAGAAGAAGGAUAUUAUUGUUGCAACUAGCAAAGAUGUAAUAGAGGCUCCUCAUUUCCUGGUUAAUGAUCCCAUCUCUUUCUAUUGACUUAAUCUACCAGAUGUUGUGAAUGGGAAUAUUAAUCUUUGGGCAGGAGGAAGAGGCCGCACUGGCCUAGAGACAGAAGAAGGAACGAGAGUUGAGGAACAGAAGUUCACAACUGUUCCAUCUUAUAAUGAUGGAAAGCUUGAGUUUGCCACAUUCGAUUCCCUACUCCUCUAUAUUUUAAAUGUCAGCAACAGCAUUGCACAAGAAGGAGGAGCAUUUGAGUUUGAGUUUCUUGAAGGAGACAACAUCAAUACUUUUGUCAACAUUGAUGGAGAGUUUUACAAAGUGUUCAACAUUGAAAAGAUCAAGAUUCACAAAGGAGAAAGCUUGUGAAGCAAUGGUCAUCUUAGAAUCCUCUCUAAUGACCGUAAUGAAAUUUUUAGAUAAUUCGUCACCUUAGGCAUCAAUUUU